Molecule: messenger RNA, 1453 nt
Organism: Solanum lycopersicum (tomato)
Lineage: Eukaryota; Viridiplantae; Streptophyta; Magnoliopsida; Solanales; Solanaceae
Product: protein PHR1-LIKE 3
Molecular function (GO): DNA binding; DNA-binding transcription factor activity
Source: RefSeq, a predicted model, not a curated record
UUAAUAACGAAGAUGCAAAUAUUUUAUCAAUUAAUCGAAAUACGUGAAGGGGCUUUGGUGUAAAAAUAAAUAAAUAAAUCAAUUCUUGGUUACACAAUUUAAAGAUGAAGAACCGCCGGGUAAUAAACUCCAUAUCGCAUCACUGUGUACCGAAUCAUUUCAAUCUUGACUUUGGGGUUGGCGAAAACCCCAAAAUUUUGCUACUUACCCUUUGAAUCUGCAUUCAAUUCUAUGAAAAUUGCUUAAUUGAUACAGUAAAACUUGUUGAAAAUUCGACUACAGAAGCAAAAGGUGUUGAUUCAAUGUUUCCCAGAUUGAUUCAAUCGCAAGAAGAUGAAUUUAUUCAUGGGUGUGAUGUUAAUGUCGGGAUUCAUCAUCAUAAUAGGGUUAAUGGAGACCCUUGUCUUGUGUUAACUUCAGAUCCCAAACCUCGUCUUCGAUGGACUGCUGAUCUUCAUGAACGAUUCAUUGAUGCUGUUACUCAACUUGGCGGACCCAGUAAAGCUACUCCAAAGGCAAUAAUGCGGACAAUGGGAGUCAAGGGACUGACUCUCUUCCACCUAAAGAGCCACCUUCAGAAAUACCGACUAGGUAAGCAAUCUCAGAAAGAUCUUGAUGAAGCUUCAAAAGAUGGACUUACAGCUACGUAUUCAUUAGAAAGCCCUUGUUCUGGUGGUACUCCUCAGCAGUUGCCUGCAUCAGACUUGAAUGAAGGUUUUGAAGUCAAGGAGGCAUUGAGAGCUCAAAUGGAAGUGCAAAGUAAAUUGCACCUCCAAGUUGAAGCUGAGAAGCACUUGCAAAUUCGGCAGGAUGCUGAACAAAGAUAUAUUACCAUGCUGGAGAAGGCCUGUAAAAUGCUCGCUGAUCAAUUCAUCGGUGAUGUAGUUACUGAAAAUCACCAAGAGACUUACCAAGGACUAAAUACGAAGACACAACUUAGCCCUUUAUGUAAUCCACAUGGAUUGUGCCCCUCGGAGUCUGCUGACUUUGUUGGAGUCCAUGGUCCAGAAGACGUUUCCCCCAGAAUCCAUCCACAACGCACGGAUUGUUCCACUGAAAGCUGCUUAACUUCGCAUGAGAGCCCCGCUGGACUUCCUGUAGAAGGAUCUUCACCUGGAGGGAAAAAGCGAGGGCUUAGUGGUGAUUCAACACAAGCAUCAUAUGUUUGGGGUGAAGCAGAUAUGAGAUCAUCCGGUGUUCACGUGCUACCAGUUAAUUGCUUUGGUAUUUCUGGCUCUAAUGUUCAAAAUGUCUCUAAUUAAGAGAUUAAGCCAAGUCCGUCCAUAGUCAUUGCUUUGCACAUUGCAGUUUCUGGGAAGUCCAAUGAGCCCAACUUAAAACUGUGUAAAUGCAAGCUGAUGUUAUUCUAACUCUUAACUGCAUCUCUGUGAAAUCAUCUUAGUUCCUUGAAAAAGAAAAAAAGAGAAGAAAAUUGAGAUUCCAUUUGCUUUUA